Molecule: messenger RNA, 2707 nt
Organism: Toxotes jaculatrix (banded archerfish)
Lineage: Eukaryota; Metazoa; Chordata; Actinopteri; Toxotidae
Product: circularly permutated Ras protein 1
Exons: 21
Coding region: 113-2404 (763 amino acids)
Biological process (GO): COPII-coated vesicle cargo loading
Cellular component (GO): endoplasmic reticulum exit site; COPII vesicle coat
Molecular function (GO): zinc ion binding; SNARE binding
Source: RefSeq, a predicted model, not a curated record
AAUGACUGACAAGACGACGGAGUUGAAACAUUUCUGAGACCUGGGAGGGUUUUCUGUUUAUGGUUGCAUUGUACGGUCAGCAUUCAAAAGGCGCUACACGUGCAGAAUUACAAUGGAAUUUGCUUGUGGUUUUGUUUAUGUGCCGCCAUCAGUGAGUCAGAAGGACGGCCAACGAUCCAAUGUCAUUAAACGCUCAGCUCUCCUCCCUCCCUUUAACCGAAUUCGUCCUUGCACUCCACCGCCACCUCCUCCAACAAACUCUGCUGAAGCCAAAUCACCAAAAUUCCAAGCAUCUACCCCCAAGGCCAGUGAACAGUUGGAAAAGAGCAAAGUGAAGAAGGUCGAGAAGCUCUCUACCGUUUAUGAAAAUACAAAAUUUCACAACAAACCGGAGGCUGCUUCCUCCAUUGAUACAACAACUCAACAGACGUUUCCUCGAAGGACAGCUCUUCUUCCACCACACAUGAGACCUGCAGUAACCAGCCAGUCCCCUCCUCACAGCCAGCCAUUCGACCAUGGUGAGACAUUUAUCUAUGACCAGCCAAAAAGUGAGUCAGAUUUAAAUGCCCAUCCCUGGGACCCAGACUACUCAUACUGUACACCAGAAGGCACUGGGGUCGAGGCGAAGCUGCCAGCUGAUGCUUUCAAUGUGCCAGGCCAGACACCAGCCCCACCCCUCCCACCCAGACCUUCAUUCAUGAAGUCAAUGCCAGAGUAUCUGGUGCUGUUGCCCUCGUCCCACUCAUCUCCUUCAUCCUCUCAGAAAUCCCCUUCAACCUCAGCACUUUCCCAGUUGUCUACCGGUAAAGGAUCAACAGAUAAGGAGCCUCUUCCAGGGAAUCCUAAUGUGGUCCUUGUCAGUUUAGGGAAAUUACUCUCAGAGGAAGGAGUGCGGUCCAUACAAGGUGAACCCACCUCCUGCUCCCACUGUGGCUCUGUGCUGAACUCCUGCUAUGAAAAUGUGGUGAAUGUGUGUCACUUCUGUAAGUCCAGAAAAUUCACCAGUCCUCCAUGUACACCACCCAGUAGUCUCUUUUUGCUCAACCCCAAUGAAAAGCCCCUCUGUCCUGCUGAUGCCCUGCUGCUCUUCUGCAUUGACAUCUCAGGCUCCAUGAGCAUCACUUACCAGGUGUCGGAGGGAGAGCGUUCUGUCCAGAGAUCUCGUCUCCAGUUUGUCCAGGAAGCCGUGUUGCAGUGUGUUCAGAGACUAAGUGAACAGCAACCAGACAUAAGAGUGGGGCUCAUCACGUUUAACUAUCAGGUUGCAAUGUAUGGAUAUGAUAAUUUCUCGUCACGUUUCCUGAGUGGUGCUGAGUUGACUGACAGCAACUAUCUGAAAGAGGCUGCAGCCAGUUUUCCCAGACCACCUCCACUCUCACAGACCAAGGACUUCUUACAAAGACAAGUUAUGGGAUUAACUGCAAGUGGGACCACAGCUCUGGGUCCAGCUGCUCUCUUGGCGAUUGCAAUGGCCUCCAGACAGCCAGGGUCCAAAGUGAUUAUCUGUACAGAUGGGAAGGCCAACACAGAUUUAGGAAACCUGGAGGAGGAGGAUAAUGACGCUUGCACCCUCCUCCCAUCCACCAUCUUUUACCAGGACCUGGGGGAGUAUGCUGCUAAUCAGGGAGUGACCGUGUCUGUGCUGUCCAUAGAGGGAACAGACUGCAGGCUGGAUGAGUUGGGAAGACUCGCGGAUCGCACUAGAGGGAAAGUGGUAAUAGCAAGUCCAAACAGGCUGCACCCGGAGUUUGAGCAGAUCAUUGAGAACAGGACCAUAGCGACACACUGUACUGUUACAUUACUGCUUCCCAAAUCACUGCAUAUGAGAGGAGAGAGGGAGGCUGGACACAAAGGGACCAGGGAGGUGGGGAACGUGGACCCAGAUACAGAGAUCACCUUCCAGUUUGGAGCCAAUGACCAGGACACAGAAGUGUCACCUCCAGUCUCUGGUAGCCGGGUGUCCAUCCAGCUGCAGAUCAGGUACAGGCAGAGGAACGGCCAGAAGAUGCUCAGAGUGAUAACCUCAGACCGAGAUGUUACUGAUGACAGCUCAGCGGUCCUGUCCUCUCUGUCUCUGGCCAUCAUUCAGCUCAACUCAUCCCAGGCCAGCGCCGCUCUGGCUGUCAGAGGCCGCUUCCUUGACGCCAGGAAGGAAGGAGAGCUGCAGAGGAUGCUGAUUGAGAGAGCAAUUGAACACAAUCACAGUAGACAGGACAAACAGACGUACCAAGAAUGGAUUAAAACCAUGGAGCCAAUAUACAACAACAUUCAUAACUUCACACGGAGAAAAUCUGUCACUUCAGACUCACAGUCUCUAACAGAUGCUGGUGCAGCGCUGCUCUUCACCAUGAAGCACAGCAAUAGGACGUCCAUCACAGUAAAGAAUAAACAUAGCCAACUGUGAUUACCUGGCUGAAUAAAUAUCCUUAAAUUAUUUCACAAUGUAAAUAAUAUCAGGUGAAAACAUAGUCAUCUGUGUCCUAAAGAAACUUGUUCCUGUCUCUUGUUGCAUGUAAAUACUGCUGAGGCAAUAAACACUGUACAUGGGAGUGUAUUUGACACUUCCCCCAUGGCAGAGUUUGAAUUUUUGCACUUACAAAAACACACAGGAAAAUCCUGACUCAAAAACACAUCGUGCAGCUUCCGCCCAGUUCCUUUGGUGUCAGCAAACCACAUCUCACGUGUGUAAACCUCCAAAACAACAGUC